Colletotrichum costaricense is the source of this 1749-nucleotide messenger RNA. Its product is annotated as kelch repeat protein. Gene Ontology annotation, molecular function: protein binding. NCBI's taxonomy places the organism in Eukaryota, Fungi, Ascomycota, Sordariomycetes, Glomerellales, Glomerellaceae. The coding region runs from base 1 to 1749 and encodes 582 amino acids. The record is from RefSeq and is a predicted model, not a curated record. The transcript is spliced from 6 exons.
AUGUGUCGUACAGCGUUGUUACUGUUCUCUUGGUUGGUGGUUUCAGCGCAGUGUUGGAAUCCCUUUGGAAAAUCAAGGCUGAUAAUCCGCGAUGACGCUCCGUCUCCUUCUGAUUUCCUGAGGAGAGCUUUCCCUUCAGCAAUCGUCAUAGGUGGCUAUGUGUAUAUAGACGGCGGCGAGGUAUCCCAGUUAUACAACGGCAAAAACGGGACCACUGCCAACCACCCGUCGUGGCCAGUGAACUCGACACUCUCCAUCUGUCUCGAACAAUCAUGGACCAACUCUAGCGUCACGAUGACAUCCACUCCCAAGAACGGACCGAAGCUCAAUUGGCAGGCCAUAUGGCGAGACCCAUCCUCGACCGGAUUCUACGUUUGGGGCGGCAUGAUGUCCUACUCCGACACGCCCCCGGCAAAAGAGUUAUGGCAUUUCAAGGUGGACGGUAACGGUGGUGGAACCUGGUCGCAGGUCACCCCCGCGAGCGUCGUCGCUUUCAGCAAGCUCACCCGCACCACAGAAGCCUCUUUCACACAGAGUAAGGAUGUGGGAUACUACUUUGGCGGGGUUGCAAACUCCAGAACGGAUACCUCUACUUAUAACAAUGCUCUCGCCCUUCCUGGACUAAUAUCGUACAACAUGACUUCGGGAGAGAUAAAAAAUACGUCCUCUACAGGGUUCGGUCAAUAUGGGACCUCAGUAAGAGGCUCAUCACAGUUCGUGCCGUUUGGAUCUGGCGGAAUGCUGCUCUUCUUAGGCGGAGGCCAGGCACCAGUCUCGUUACCGAAAGGGAGCUGGGAGGAGAUGGACUUCAACAAGGUCGCCUUGUAUAAUCCCAGCACCGACAAGUGGUAUACUCAGCAGACAACAGGUUCCAGACCGGCGACACGAGGAAAUUUUUGUGCCGUGGGCGCUUCCAGCACCAAUGACACGUACGAGAUCUUUCUCUACGGCGGCGGUAGCACCGAGACAGGCAGCGUCUCUGGCGAUGUCUACGUCCUGAGCUUGCCCGGGUUUGUCUUCUUCAAAGCAGCAGGCUCGUCAGCCAUUCGGGCGGGCCAUACGUGCGUCGUCGUGGGCGAGGGAGGCCGCCAGAUGCUUUCUAUUGGAGGAACAGACGGGUCCCUCGGCUUCCCUAGGUCGUUGACAGACCCAGACCCCUGGAAGCUCGGGCUGGGCAUCUUUGACAUGACGGAGAUGCGCUGGUCUGAUGGGUAUGAUUACCAGGCGCGACCGUACGAGUCGCCCGACGCGGUCAAGCAGUGGUAUGCCCAAGGGGGACUAGACUCCGUCGUUUGGGCGAGCGAAGAGGUCAAGGCCUUGUUUUCUGAGCCAGCGGCGCCCACCAACUCGACCUCGGAUCCUUCACCUACUGAACAGUCCAAUGCGGGCAGCGCAACUUCGACUCCGCAAGGUUCUCAGCCAUUUAAUCCGCCUAUCGGUACCAUCGUAGGUGCCGUUGUGGGCGGUGUUGUAGGCCUCGUUCUUGUAAUCUGCCUCGUAGUGUUCUUCCUGAGGAGGAAACGAUACCAGGCGGCGCCGCAGCAGGAGACAGGCGGAACGCCUCCAGAGUACGAGAAGCCUGGCAGCGCGCAAUAUGGAUACGAUGGACCGGCCGGGAUCAAUGCACUACACGAAGGUUAUACCGACCACUUCAACCCCGUCGAGUUACCCGCAGAGCAUGGUGCUGCGGAGCUUAGCUCCACGCAUGGCAGGUAUGAGCUCGGCCAGACGGUGGCGAGGGCGUCCUAA